CCAGAAUGUUUAAAAAACUCACCAAAUUCAUUGUAAAUCAAAUGGAUCCGUGCAAGGAACUGGUUCCUGUUGAAAGCAUCGCAGACAAUGAGCACUUCAGGCCUCUCUAUCUACUGAAAAAAAAAAACAAAUCAAAAACUGUAUUUCAUCGAGCUCCCUACUACCAGCGGACAGGCUUCACACUGGAUGAUGUGCUGCUGCCUGGAGAAGAUGGUAAAAGCGUAGAGUCCCUCCAUCAAGAAUCCAGCCAAUUCACUCUCACAAAAGUCAGCGCUGACCAAGCUGAUGGAGGUCUCAGCAUUUCAUUUGACCCUACAAAUGUAGAGCUGAAAGGAGGUGCCUCCUUGUCCAGAGAGUUUUCCAUUACACCACAGAAGAAGAGCAUAUCACUGGAAUCACUAGAGGCACUGAGAAGAGAAAGGGAAAUCAACAUGGAUCAUUCCUUCAUCCGACAGCUCCAGAGAACAGACAUCAAGCUGUAUGUGGUCACUGAAAUCAUCGAGGCCUCAGAGGAGGCUGUCUACAAGGAAUCCACCAAGGCAGACAGGGGCUUCAAGGCCAAAUUUUAUGCCUCACUCUGUGCACAGAGCAACAGGGAGGACAAACAAAGCAUAGUGAUACCCAAGGGCUGCACGCUGGCCUUCAGGACCAUCCCACUACACAUUAGAGACGGAGCAUGGGAUCUGGAUUAUUUCCCAGCAGAAGCUGUGAGAAGGCAAGCUUAUGUAGCUGAUGGUCCCUCAGCAGGAAAAUUAGGACAAGUGAUGAAAGAAGUUCAAUAUUCCUGCCGAAUUUUCCCCGAGUUGUCUCCUGACCUGCUGCUCAUCACCUUAAACACCGUCAAAGCUGUGAUGAGAGACAAGAACCUCCUUCAAGAGCUCAGCCAGAAAAUGGAAGAAGUUUCUGAGCAAAAUGAUGGUUAUCAGUUGAAUACUGAGAGCCCAGACUUAAAAGAACUGUUCAGCACCUUACAGCAAUCUCCAAGAGAUCGUCUCCUUCAGCUGGCAGAAGGAAUCACCUACGUCCUUGACGCUUUGCAGGAGUUAACGGAGGAUCAGCUGCUGCUGCUGCUGGAAUCCUUGGAAAGGAAGAUUGUGUCCCAGCAGCUGAACCUGGUUGCAAACCUCCUUAAACAUGACCUGGAUAAGGGGAAGGAGACUUUCCUUCUUGAUGUCAGCGUGCUCUUCCCACACGAGGAGGAACAGAUGUUAACCAUUGCCCUGGUGGAGCUGAGUGGAGUGCAGCUCCAGGAAGAUGGAUCAGCUUUCCCUAGGGAUCAACCCUCUGAGGCUGUGGCAGCCCUGUUCGUGGUCCUGUAUGCCCUUAACUUCCUGAGUGGUUCCAGACAAGCCCCUGACGGGACCUCAGCGAAGACUCGCCCGCGCCCCCAAACGGCGGGAACAGCUCAGCACCCGGCGGAAACGGCCGAAAGCUCUACGGAGAUUCCCGAAGGAGAGAGGCGAAAGAAGCCGAUCGAUACCGGAACCUUCCGAGAGAGCUCGGCCAAAACGCCCGAAAAUGCAGGCGAAAAUCUACGAGCGAAGACGGAAACACCCGAGAGCAUCACGGAACUCCACGAGCGGGCGCGACGGAACUCUCCGAGCGGUGCCUGA
Messenger RNA from Camarhynchus parvulus, 1613 nucleotides. RefSeq names its product gasdermin A (gene GSDMA). Gene Ontology annotation, biological process: pyroptotic inflammatory response; defense response to bacterium. Gene Ontology annotation, molecular function: phosphatidylserine binding; phosphatidylinositol-4,5-bisphosphate binding; phosphatidylinositol-4-phosphate binding. Bases 6 to 1613 code for a protein of 535 amino acids. NCBI's taxonomy places the organism in Eukaryota, Metazoa, Chordata, Aves, Passeriformes, Thraupidae. The transcript is spliced from 10 exons. The record is from RefSeq and is a predicted model, not a curated record.